GGCUCCAAGCGCCUCUCCCCCGCUCUAUAAACGUCGUCCUUCUCAACUUCAACGCUCAAUGCUCUUCUUAUGAACCCCCCUCUCUGUGUCAGUCCACUGGCAGAAAGAAAGAAUCUUUACUAGGAGUAUUAUUUUUGAUACGUAAAAGAAACCAGACUAAAUUGGACUAUUGUGAUGGAGUUAACCUUUUACUCAAUAAAACCCCAAGUUUUAUCCUUGAGUGAUACUAGUAAGAGGUAUUAUUCGUCACUUUACACUUUGUCUCGUAAGAGUUGUUCAUCUCUUCAGGUAUCUCAGAGCUCUUCUAUCCUUCCCAUGAAGCAGAAAUUAACCCCCAGACCUUUAAGGGUUCGCUCCGAAUAUGAUGCUAAAGUCAAUGGAGCUCUUUCUGCUGACUCUGAUCCUCGUUUUCUUGACCGGCAAAAAGCAUUGGAAACAGCAAUGAAUGACAUAAACAACUCAUUUGGGAAAGGAAGUGUUACAAGACUUGGCGGUGCAGGCGGGGCCUUGGUUGAAACUUUUCCAAGUGGCUGCUUGACAUUAGACAUUGCUUUGGGUGGUGGCCUCCCCAAAGGGAGAAUCGUGGAGAUUUAUGGACCGGAAAGUAGUGGAAAGACCACUCUUGCACUCCAUGCAAUUGCAGAAGUACAGAAGCUAGGCGGUAAUGCAAUGCUUGUCGAUGCUGAGCAUGUUUUUGAUCCAGCUUACUCAAAGGCAUUGGGGGUAGAUGUAGAAAAUUUGAUUGUCUGCCAACCUGAUAAUGGAGAGAUGGCUCUAGAGAUUGCGGAUCGCAUGUGUAGAUCUGGUGCUGUGGAUCUCAUUUGCAUUGAUUCAGUGUCAGCUCUUACCCCACGAGCUGAAAUAGAAGGAGAAAUUGGAAUGCAACAAAUGGGUUUGCAGGCAAGGCUUAUGAGUCAAGCUUUGCGUAAAAUGUCAGGCAAUGCUUCAAAAGCUGGAUGUACUCUUAUUUUCCUGAAUCAAAUAAGAUACAAGAUUGGUGUAUACUAUGGAAACCCUGAAGUCACUAGUGGAGGGAUUGCUUUGAAGUUCUUUGCAUCAGUUCGACUUGAGAUACGGCCUAUUGGGAAGAUAAAGUCUGUCAAGGGAGAUGAAGAGAUUGGUCUUAAGGUUCGUGUACGAGUUCAAAAGAGUAAGGUUUCGAGGCCUUACAAGCAAGCUGAAUUUGAAAUCAUAUUCGGAGAGGGUGUUAGCAAGUUGGGUUGUGUUUUGGAUUGUGCUGAAAUAAUGGAUAUUGUGCUAAAGAAGGGCUCAUGGUAUAGCUAUGCGGAUCAGAGGUUGGGGCAAGGAAGAGACAGAGCAUUACAGUACUUAAAAGAAAACCCCUUACUGAGUGAAGAAGUAGAGAAGAUGGUUCGCUCUGCCAUGGCAGAGGGAGUUGGACACGUAGGCUCAUCUUACAUGAAAUUGACACCUCCACAGCAUGAAGAUGAAGAUAUUUUCCAUGAGAUGCAACGAGAAUGAUGAAAUGCUUCACGUUACUGAGAUCUGGAUGAUUGGAUGGAAGAAUUGAGAGCAUAGGUUACAUUGUUCCAUGACAAAACAAUGUGAAUUGGUGCGGUUCACGUCAGUCGGUAAAGGCUUACAGGUGACGGGGAGAGUAACAACUUGGAGUUCAUGCUCAUAUGAGAUUUGUUUGACAAUGUAGACGUAUUUUGUCAUCAAUUUUGGGGAAGAACAAGUUCAUUUAGUUUAGUACCCUAAUGAGGAAUGUACAGUUUACUGGGACUUGGAGGGCAUUGAGGGGGUGCUGGGAGGGUUACAUAUUGUAAUAUUCAUAUCCUCUUUCCAAAGACAGUUUGAACAUUCGCAUAAAAUUUUUAAUGAUAUUGAGUGAGCAAGUUUUCUUUA
Coffea eugenioides is the source of this 1869-nucleotide messenger RNA. RefSeq names its product DNA repair protein recA homolog 1, chloroplastic. The record is from RefSeq and is a predicted model, not a curated record. Gene Ontology annotation, molecular function: ATP binding; ATP-dependent DNA damage sensor activity; ATP hydrolysis activity. NCBI's taxonomy places the organism in Eukaryota, Viridiplantae, Streptophyta, Magnoliopsida, Gentianales, Rubiaceae. The coding region runs from base 175 to 1482 and encodes 435 amino acids. The transcript is spliced from 13 exons. Gene Ontology annotation, biological process: DNA repair.